AUGGACCACAACGGUCUGGCACAGGCCCUCCUGCUCGCACCCACUCUGAGGAACGAGAGCGCCGAUAUCAGCGUGAAGGACAGUCACCUCUUUCAAGCAAGCAACUCCGUCAAUGAAUUCCAUCCUCAAAAGCCGGGGACUCGUGGCGCUGCAUGGCGUUAUGAAAACAAGCCCGUCAAUUCUCUCCGCAGUGGCAACAUGAUCGGGAGAAUUCUCGUGGCUAAACAAUCGUCCACUGUGCCGGUGCCAGAUCUGGCAAAGAGAAUUGAUAUGGUUGUGAAGGCUGUUCGUGUUGUUCAAGACGAUCCCAAUUGGACGUGUCGCAUAUGGGUGGAGGAGGCAUUGGAUGCUUUGCGAGCCCUUGGAGAUCAGUUCGCAGUAAUCCCGGAGGUAACCAAUGGAGGUGCUGUGGAGAAUCGCAUCCUAGAGUUUGGGAAGGAGGCGAUGGAAAAAAUCAGAAAUUCAACCAAGAACCUCCUGCAUGCCAGGGACUUGCCGCACAAGGACAUGCGCGUCGGUUGA
Laccaria bicolor S238N-H82 is the source of this 522-nucleotide messenger RNA. RefSeq lists its product as uncharacterized. The transcript has 2 exons. The record is from RefSeq and is a predicted model, not a curated record. The coding region runs from base 1 to 522 and encodes 173 amino acids. NCBI's taxonomy places the organism in Eukaryota, Fungi, Basidiomycota, Agaricomycetes, Agaricales, Hydnangiaceae.